AUUGUUAUUGAUAAAAAUCUUCUAAAAAUAUAGUCGAAAUAUUAAAACAGUACUAAAAUGCAGUUUUUAUUGGAAUAGUGUUAUAAAUAUUCAUUUAAAUAUUUCGCGCCAUAGUUUAAAUCUGGAUUAUAUGCAUCCCUCAAUCGGUCGCGAAUCCCUUGCUACGCCAUUCCCCCUAUAAUUCAAUAUUAGGGUGAAUAGUAAAAGGGUGAAGGGAAAGAGUAGUGAAUUAUUUCAAGUGAAUUGAAUGACGUUCUCCAAAAUAAACCGCAACAAUAUAGGAUCAUAAAUGUAUAUAUGAUGUCACAUUAUGAACUUUCCAUCAUUUGGAGGCCAUUUUGCUACAGCUCUACCGACUAUUCAUCAAUUUGCAGCAAAAUUAACUCAAGGAAAUGUUUCAACAUCUUUGUGUCCUCCAUCAGAAACUAAUCAAAGAUACACCGCCAAUGGAAUACCAACCUUCACCCAACACCAUCAUGCCAAUCCACAACAGUUACUAGGCACUGUGAAUGCCAGUAAAUUUCAAAAUAAUUAUCUCAACCAGACAAUAUAUUCACAAUCAUCAUCUAUCAAUGGACAGGAAAAAAGACAGAUUUUCGAGCCACAAGAGCUGGCACAAGAAUUGUGUGCCGUUAUGUUACAACAAAGUCAGCACCAAGAAAAACAAAAAGAUAAGAUUAAACAAUUAGAGACAAGAUCUCAACCAACUCAAAAUCAACAAAGAAUUGCUACACAACAAUCUCAAAUCAUCCAAGAUGAUAACCAAAAUCAGAAUAAUUCUUCAACCCUCUCUUCGGCAUGGCAAUCAUUAUCAUCUCCCACUACUACUACAGUUGCCAACUAUUUAUCACAUCUUCCAACUUCUACUUUACCUUUGAGUAUUCAUCAUUUUCUAAAAUACUCUACAGAAAAUUUUAAAAAAGAUAACAAUCAACAGUUGAAUAUUCAAAAUAAUGGUGAAGCUAAUAUAUUACAAAAUAACAAUGUGAAUCUCAAUUUGAAUACACCAAAUUUUACAUCAUCGAAUAAUAGUUUAAAUACAGGACAAAUUCAAAAUACUGUACAAUCUAAAAAGAAGAAGAAAAAACCCGAAAAAGAACGUAAACCUAGACCAAAACCAGGUGAAAUACGUCUCACGACUGCCCUGGACGGUUCAACAUUAUACUGUUGUCCAGAGUGUCACAUGGCGUAUCCAGAAAAGGAGCUUCUAGAACAACAUUUAGUAGGUCACACAUUAGAACGCCGAUUCGUUUGUGACAUUUGUGGCGCAGGUUUAAAAAGAAAAGAUCAUUUAACUAGACACAAACAAUCGCACAAUCCUGAGAGACCAUACGUUUGUACAGUUUGUCUGAAAGCAUUCAAAAGAAAGGAACAGUUAACGUUACAUUUCGUUAUACAUUCUGGAGAAAAGAGACACAUGUGUCCAGAAUGUGGUAAGGGAUUUUACAGAAAGGAUCAUUUAAGGAAACAUACCAGAUCGCAUAUUGCUAGAAGGGUGAAAGCGGAACUCUCACAACAAAGUACAUCUCAGGCACUACAUCUCCAAGUGCCUGCUCCAACUACUUCCAAUAAUUUAACGAUUUCCCCUUGUAUUCUUCCGUAAAAAAGCAUUAUUACAAAAACGUACGAAAAUUCUAGUACUAAAUGUGAUGAAGAAAAGAUAUAAUUACAAAUAAUUGGCGUGGUAAUAUUUGGCUGUGAUAAUUUUAUUUAUUAUAAAAAUAGUAUAAUGUAGAUUUGAUCUACUUUAUAUUACAAAUUGUUAGAAUGUAGUUUAUUACAGGAAUCGAAAUCAAAACGAAAAUUCAAAAUUUGUUCUAUUUUUUGUUUAUGUACAUAUAUUGAGUGUAAAUACAAAGAAUAAUGUCGGAAACUCCAUUAAUGUACUUCAAGAAAUUGCCUUUUUGAUGAAAGACGUUAUUGGUCAUUUCAAACCAGGUUUAGUUUUACCAGCAAUACUUUCAACAUAUCUAAAGUCUAAAUUCAAAAACUUUGAAUGACUACCAACAUCUGAUGUCGAUGAAACUUAUGCAUGUGAGGGUUGGAGGUAAUGCUAGAGAAAUUCGGAAACGCCUCCUGGAAUCAAUUCCAUUAUUUUGGGCUGAUUUAGUAACCAGGAAAAGGGAAUUCUGAGCUCCGAGAUCGAGUGUUUCUAGAAUGAAAGUGUAGACGAGGGAAUCCAAGAAAUUGAGUGAUUGAAAAUCGCAUUUACUUAACUUCAAUAGAGGAAUCUGACACGCAUACUGUUUUCGACAAUCAUAGCUCUCACAAAGAAACAAUAAAUCGGUUGACAAUUGUUUAUUCAGUUCUGGUUUUUCUCGGAAAAUGUUUCUAGAUGAGGGAGUUUGGAUUCUAAUUGAUUGAAACGAGUUUUGGAGAGCUAAUCUUCAAACCUCCCAAUUUCAGUUAAACAGUUUUUGUUGAAUAAGCGACCUCCGGAGUUACAAAGUUGAGCAUCCCCAAGAGAAUCAGUUGGAUAAAAAAAUAUCGAAUAAUUGAUUCGAAUUUAAUUAGUGGUUACCGAAAAUAUCAAUUAAUAAGCAGACUGCACUAACCAAAAAAAUGGGGAUUUAUUUAUUUCUGUUUAAAUAGUUUGUAUUUAUCUUCUCCAUCGCCCGGACGUGAACUAAGAAUAUUUUAUUGAAUGCAAAUUUGAAAUACUCUAUAAAUUAUAAACUAAAUCAUUUAGUAUAUUAUUUAUAGAGUAUUUCUAAUUAACCAUCCUGGAGUUACUUCUCCCCUUCUUUUUUUUUUAAAUUUCACAGAAUUAAUUCCCAAGUAAAACAAAAAUUUUGUAUAAAAAUAUUUUUUAGUAUCUUUUUGAUAACAUAUAUCGAAUUGUGUCUUUGUUUUUAUACACAUUAAAUGUGCAUCUGUGCAUUGGUUUAAAGAUAACUUUAAUUAUAUUAAUAUUUAUACAUACACAGUAAGAACUUUGUUUUAUCACCUUGUAUAUUGUUUCAAAUCAUUAAAAAUGCUGGAUGUUUUCGCCCUUUUUCUUCAAUACAAACAAUGCAUUUUUUCAUAUAUUCCAUUAUGUUUCUGGAACAACUAAAGAUCUGACAAUAAUGUUAUUGAAAACAGGAUAAUAAUUCAGUCUGUUCAAAAUGAUAUAAGAGUUAUUUCUUGUUCAAUGCUCCCACUAUACAGGGAUAUAGGGCAGAUGUGUUUAGGGGAGUCCAAAAUAUGACAAUUGGGGCCAAUUUACCUCUAUAGCAAGUUGCAUCCCUGAGGAGUUUAUAAGGUCUCAAGGUAGAGCUUAACAUUUUGAGUAAAAUCAAUUUUUUGCAACUCUUCAAACGAACUAUUCUAGAGGGGCCCUGUGCGAGGUGGUAUUAGAGGGGCAAAAUUUUGCAAAUUUAAGUGCUAAAUUAUAAUUAUGCAUUUUAAGCCUCUCUAGAAUACUUUUUGUCAGUGUUAUACCUCUAUAUUCCUACAUUGGAGCUGUAGCUAACUUAACCUUAAAAUAUCACAAAAGUUUUUUCAUCUAUCGAUUGAUUCAGAAAAUUAUAUUUUCAUAGCAUGGAUAAUUUAUUUUUUUCAAAAAAUUUGUCAUUCUCAAAGAAAAUUCGAAUAAGCAAAAACAUGUUUUCAACAAUGUUAUUUAAAAAAAGUCAAGAGUUCACUAUGAAUUUGUUCAUCAAAUCUGACAAUUCGAAAAUAAACAUGUCUUCGAUUUUUUUGACUCUUUCUUCAAAAUUAUAUAGUUUUAUGAAAAAAAAAUUAACAGAUACAAAACUUUUGUGAAAUUUUAAGGUUAGGUCACCCCUAAUUAAUCCCACAUAAUGGUUCUACAUACAAUAUACCAAAUUUGGUAUUUUUGAGUUAAAGGGUUGCAAAGAAAAUUAGUUUUUUCGACAUUUUAGGCUUUAUAACUUGAUAUAGAGGGGAGAUUGCCCCCGAUCGUCAAAAUUUGGCUUUUCCUAUAUGUAUCGGUUCUUAUGCGGAAUACCCUGUAUAUUACAAUUUAUAACAUUGAUUUUAAUUGAAUUUAACUUUAAACCAAUCUUAUUAGAUGUUAUAUAUAUAUGCCAUAUGAGUACUAGAAUUAUAAAAAAUAGAGUUUAAGAAUGUAGAAUUUUAAGACACCCUAGUCAUUUUUGAGGCUACCUCAUAUUACUCAAUAAUGUGAUAAAAAAAACUAACUCUGUGUGCGUUUUUAUUUUAAAACAUGUAUGGUAUGGUACAAAAAAAUUUGCUUUAUAUAACAGUACAAAACGGUUAUGUUAAUUGUGAGUCUAUUUAUUUUUAUUGUUGUCUUAUUUGUUAUCUGACUGUAUGUAGAGAAAACUGACACAUUAAUAUACAGGGUGGGCAGGGAAAUUCAUUUCUUGAAAAGAACAUCAUCCAGGUGUGCACCAUCGCGCCACAAACGUUCCUCGAAUCUAGAUCACAAAUGUUAGUCUUCAAUUGAUUAAGCGUGGCUGGAUUAUUGAAUUAGACUCUACUUUUCAGGUAUCCCCACAUAUAAAAAUCCAGUGGUGUUAGGUCCGGCCAUGCAAUGUCACCUCGGCGAGAUAUCAUCUGGUUUACGAUCGCCAAAGAGGCAUUAGAAAUAUGACAUGUCGCACCAUCUUGUUGAAAUCAUGUCGUACGAUUAUAGGCUUCAAAUUGUUGCAACAUGGCUAUGUAUCGUUCAGGAUGUACAGUGACAGAUUGGCCCUGUUGAUUUUGAAAGAAAUAGGGUUCGAUAAUUCCGUGUUGCUGAUAUGGACGCCCAAACGGUUACUUUCAGCGAAUGCAAAGGCUUUUGAGGUUUUGCACGUGGGUUCUCUGCGGCCCAGUAACGGCAAUUCUAUCUAUUGACAUGUCCAUUUAAGUGAAAAUGGGUUUCGUCAGAGAACAGAAUAUUCUAACAAAAGCUCGUUUUAAAAUUAAAUCAUUUGGCUGUAAUUCCCUAAGUUGAAUUUUAUACUGGUGUAAUUUCAUGUUCUUGCGACAAAAUGCGACGCAAAGAUCUUUUGGAUACCACAAGUUGGUCGAUAGACCAAGAUUACUGAAGCUCUAACUGUGUCUUCUGUUCUUAUUGAUCUUGGGCGUCCCGUAGGCUUCUGAUUCAGAGUCGAACCAGUAGCUUCGAACUUUCUGACCCAGGUUCGAAUUACACUUUCCUUCAGACACUGAUUUAUGUUAUGUAAUCCAAACUCACGUCGAAACAAACGCCAAACAAUAGAUUGCAGAAUGCACGUUGUACUCCGGUGAAGUGAUCCCUACCAAACGCGCAGCUCCCUCUCAUAACGUUCAAACGCAAGAGAGUUUGUUAAAUCGUAAGCCUUUCUGACCCACCCUGUAUCAAUAAUUUCUAUUUGAUUCCUAUUUAACUUGUAGCGUGAUGUGUAUUUUUGUAAUUACUGACUUAUGAUACUCAAAGUAUGCCAAAUUGAAAAAAAUAAUCAUAUUUCAAUAUGAUUUUCAAUUUUCUUACAAAUUAGUAUAAAACAACUAUAUUAAGCUUUUUAUAAUUAUUUUUCAACAUUAUUUAUAGAUAAUAAAAGCUUAGCCAUUAGGUUAUUAUUCUUCCAUUUCCAAGCCAAAAUUGCAUAAAUUUCGACUCUUGUUAUACCCAUCCAUUCAACUGAAUCCUCUAUAAUUAUUUUAUAACCCUAAUUUUCGUUCAUUUUGAUACUUUAGGACACUUCUAGAACUCGAAAUCU
Molecule: messenger RNA, 5654 nt
Organism: Diorhabda sublineata
Lineage: Eukaryota; Metazoa; Arthropoda; Insecta; Coleoptera; Chrysomelidae
Product: zinc finger protein 708-like
Exons: 5
Coding region: 311-1603 (430 amino acids)
Biological process (GO): regulation of transcription by RNA polymerase II
Cellular component (GO): nucleus
Molecular function (GO): RNA polymerase II cis-regulatory region sequence-specific DNA binding; DNA-binding transcription factor activity, RNA polymerase II-specific
Source: RefSeq, a predicted model, not a curated record